AUGAGUGGAGAAUAAUAAAAUAGAAAGUCUAAAAUAGCACCAUUAACACUAUAAUUUUUUUAAGCCCUUACAAAAUUAGAAGAAGGAUUUCAUAUCAAAGUACUGGAUAAAUCUAAAAUCAAUACUUUGAUAUAAAAAUAUGGUAUAUUUGACUUUAAUUAUGUAGCUCAAUUGGUUGAGUAUUAUGAUUUCUAUAAAGACCCCAUAAAAAACUAUUUUCUUGAUAAAAUCUAAUUUGUUCUUUCAAGACCAGAUACAAUUAAAUCAAUGUUUCAAUAAGACACUAUAUAAGAGGAGGAUGAACAAUAGAGCUACAAUCACCUCUAAGUCCCAAAAUAAAUGACUGUUUCUAGAGCACCUUCAAUUGCUGAGUAGAUAGAUCGUAAGAACGUACUUAAAGGACUAGAGUUUAAUGAAAAUCAUUAGAAAUCAAGAGGAUAAUAAAUGAACUUGACUUUAUAAAUUUAGAUGCUUAAAAAAGAGCAAGAACCUUCUUUGAAUAAAUUAAUGUCUGUAAUCAUAAUUAUUAAAUUAGGAUUAUAAAUCAGAGACAGAAAAAAUGGAUCAAUAUAUAUAAUCAGAAAUGAAAAUACAAACUGAUGCUGUCUAACAAAAAUUAGAAUAAAGGAAGAAGAAAUUAGUGAAUUAAUAAAAUAGAAUGUUUCGAACAGAGGCUUCUGAUGAUGAAUCAACUCCUCAACUUUAGCCAUUUGAUUGA
Paramecium primaurelia is the source of this 718-nucleotide messenger RNA. The record is from the annotation of a GenBank genome assembly. NCBI's taxonomy places the organism in Eukaryota, Ciliophora, Oligohymenophorea, Peniculida, Parameciidae.